This is a messenger RNA of Linum trigynum, 3554 nucleotides long. Lineage: Eukaryota; Viridiplantae; Streptophyta; Magnoliopsida; Malpighiales; Linaceae. The record is from the annotation of a GenBank genome assembly.
CUUCUCCUUGCUGAUAAACCAUAUGUUGGUACUAGUCGGCCUCUUUUACGUUUUGAUGCCUGUUGGGAGGAUAAUCCGGAGGUGAGGGCCAUGGUCAACUAUGUCUGGCAGGAGGAGGUCCAAGGCACCCCUGUGUUUCGACUUUGGGAACGCCUAAAAAAACUCCGUCAUCUGCUAUAUGAUUGGAGUAGGGCGGGCACUACUAACUCCCUGCGUAAUAUCAAGACGCUCCAAGCGGAGAUUGAUAGGAUAAAAUCGAUUCAUCCGGUGGAUUGGGAUGCGAUCAGAACCCUGGAAACGGAGCUCUCCCUGUAGUGGGAUGCGGAGGAAGUAUUCUGGCAGCAAAAAUCCAGGGUUAAAUGGUUAAAAAAAGGAGAUCAAAAUUCUGCCUACUUCCAUACGAUCACAAGGGCUCGGCGGAAGAGGAAUUUCGUUUCUGGGCUUCUUAAUGAGGAGGGUGAAUGGGUCACUGCGGAAACCGGAAAGGCUUCUAUUGUCACCAAUUUUUAGUAGACCUUGUUUACCUCGGAAACACAGGUUCCUAAUAUGGCUGAGAGGGUGGCGACUCUGCCGAUUUCCCAUAGUGUUACUCCGCAAAUGAAUGCUCAGUUGACGGCGGAGGUUUUGCCUGGUGAGGUCCGGAGUACGGUUUUUUCCAUGGGUUCGAAGCAGGCCCCGGGAUCGGAUGGCUUCACUGGUAAGUUCUUUAAAGCUUUCUGGGAUAUUGUGGGCAUUUCAGUGGUUGAGGCAGUAGUUUCCUUCUUUAACUCGAGUCGGAUGCUGCAGAGUUUUAAUCAUACCUGGCUCACGUUGAUCCCUAAAGUGGACUCGAUGGAAACAAUUAGACAAUUGCGGCCGAUUAGUCUUUGCCAGUUUGUUUACAAAGUGAUUACCAAAAUAAUGGCUGAGCGGCUGGCUACCAUGCUCCCUCAGAUCGUUUCGGAAGGACAAAAUGGUUUUAUCAGGGAUCGGCAGAUUAUUGAUAACAUCCUUAUUGGACAUGAACUAAUGCACUAUCUGAAAAUAAAAAGGCAAGGGAAGAAGGGGUACAUGGCUCUGAAGGUUGACAUGGAAAAGGCCUAUGAUAGAGUUGAAUGGCCCUUCCUGCUAGCAGUUUUGGAGAAGAUGGGUUUUAGUUCUGUCUGGCGAGGAUGGAUUCAUGAAUGUCUUCGAUCCUCCUCUUUCUCGGUUCUAAUGAAUGGUACACCCUCGGGAUAUUUCACUGCCUCUAGGGGCCUUCGACAGGGGGAUCCACUCUCUCCUCUCUUGUUUGUGCUCUGCACGGAGGGGUUUGCAGCCCUCCUCCGAAAGGCGAUCACGGAGAAAAAGUUAGAGGGGGUGAAAGUAGCACCUCGUGCUCCAAGAAUCUCGCAUCUGUUCUUCGCGGAUGAUUCUUAUUUAUUUUUGCGUGGUUCUCUACAGGAGUGCAAGAAUUUAAUUGAGUUGUUAAAUGAAUAUGAGGAACUGAGUGGUCAGCGCGUUAAUUUGGAGAAGUCGGCAGUGUGCUUUAGCAAGAAUAUUUCCACGCCUGAUCAGGAAUUCUUAGCCACGAUUCUGGGGGUUGGUGUAGUGGGGGUCCAUGAUAAAUAUCUGGGGCUUCCAACGCUGAUUGCUCGAUCCAAAACGGCUACUUUCAGAUAUUUGGAGGAAAAACUCCUAGAGCGGCUUCAGGGGUGGAAGCAAAGGACAUUGUCGUUGGCUGCUUAGGAAACUUUGAUUAAAUCCAUAGCAUUGACUCUUCCCCUUCAUGUCAUGUCAUGUUUCCGUCUUCCCCUGGCUCUUUGUCGUCUUUUAGAUAAGCAUGUGGCCGGUUUUUGGUGGGGUGCUGAGGACGGUAAUCCCAAGAUUAGAUGGGUGUCCUGGAGUAGUAUGUGCAGGAGUAAGCAUGAUGGGGGGAUGGGAUUCCGCCAGUUCAAGCAUUUCAAUCAAGCUCUUUUGGCUAAGAUAGGCUGGCGUAUUCUCAAUGAACCUCAAUCACUUAUUGCUCAGGUCUAUAAAGGCAAGUAUUUCCCUCAAAGAUCUUUCCUGACCGCGACGGCUAGGUCUCGUCCCUCUUGGGUGUGGCAAAGCAUCCUUCAUGGGCGUCAGUUAUUGGAGAGGGGUUUGAGAUGGCAGGUUGGUAAUGGACAAUCGGUCUCUCUCCUGCAUUCUAACUGGAUUCCUAGGUGCCAACUAGAUCCCCCAGGCUAUAAUCCGCGAAUCUUGCCAGAGGGGGGUGAUCCUUUGGUGGCAGAAUUAAUUAGUGAGGGGGGAGGGAGGUGGUCUGAUGAGAAGCUCAGUCAAUGGUUUGACCCGCCCACCUGUAAGGCUAUCAAAGCUAUCCCUCUUCCGCGUUGGGAUGUGCCGGAUAAGCUUAUAUGGCAUUUUACGGCUGAAGGGGUCUUCUCGUUUAAGUCGUCUUAUCAUCUGGCUGUCGAUUUGCACAGAAGGAGGGGUGGGUGGCGAUCCUCGGUUAGCUGGAUGGAUAAGCCGAGUUGGGUUAGAAUUUGGGAGGCGAAGAUCCCUCCGAAGUUGAAGGUUUUCCUUUGAAAAAUUCUUAAUCGGGCUCUGCCGACUAUGGAGGCGCUUAUUGAGAAAAAGGUCCAGGUGCGUCCUCGGUGCUCAAUCUGUUGGGAAGGCCCGGAGACGAUGGAACAUCUGUUCCUUUAUUGUCCGGUUGCGCGGGCUCUCUGGGAUUAUUCUGGGCUGGAGUACUUCGGGGAGGGUUUUCCUCGGCACACCUUUCCUUUGUUUCUCAAGCGUCUGUUGGGUUUGAUCCAUCAACCGUCAGUGAUUAUGGCUGUUGUUGCAAUUCUUUGGGAUCCCGGCGCUCAUGCGACAGUUUUACCAACAGUAUGAGGAAUGGGUGGGUCUUCCAGCGGACCAGGCGCCUAGGGUACAAAUCCCAAUAGUGCAGUCCACUGCUCAAGUGGGUGAUUCCCAGUUGGUUUACAUGUGGGACGGGGCUACUAAGGGUGGGUCUCAUUCGGCUGGUGGGAUGGUUCUUUUUGACCCAGCCCGGACACUCCUUCUGGCUAGAGGGAUCCAGUUUCCUCUCAAAUGGAUGAUCCUGUCGUGGUGGAAAUGCUUGUGUUUAGGGAAGCUAUUAUUUGGUGUGUAGAGCAAGGCUUGUCGGCGGUCCGAUUUGAGGGCGAUGCGAAGGUGAUUAUUGACAAAAUUAAUCAAGCCGACACAAGAGAUAGCCGGUUGGGUGCUAUUUUGGAAGAGAUUGUUCAUUAUUUUCGUACUCAGCCUGGUUUUAGUGUGCGUUUUGUAGGUCGAGAUAACAAUAGGGUAGCUCAUUUGGUAGCUAGGAAAGCCCUCUCUUUGUAUCCGACUAUGAGUCGCUUCUUUGAUUUCUAAACCUGGCUGGAUUCCAGGGUGUAACUGUCUAUGGUUUUGAUAAAUACAUGAUAUCUUUUGAAAAAAAAAAAAAAGUUUCGACACAAGCCUACAGAUGGAAAUGUUACCACAUCAUCCAGCCAUCAGAAUGAUCCAAGGCUACUGGAGGCUGCCACGUUGUCAACAAGCAAUGGGGCCCCUCGGCCCAAUUGAAAUAAGUUAACGAAUGGGAU